AUGGUUACCAUCGAUUUCAAAGAGGGCAAAGUAUCGUACGGCACAGACAGUCCGGCACGAGGUCGCCGGGUCAUAUUCUGCGUGCACGGCAACCCUUCCACAGGAUGCUGUGCAGUCAUAGAAACCAGCGCAGACGGAGACGAUGGCGAACAACGUAAUGGAAGCAUUUCAGAAGUUGAAAGGCAUUGUCACAGAUCGAGGAAUGAAGAAAUAGACAAAAGGGCAAGAAGAAAGUUGAUAAUAGCCAGCAUAUUAUGUGUUAUAUUUAUGAUAGGUGAAAUUGUAGGUGGUUACUUAUCAAACAGUUUAGCGAUAGCCACAGACGCUGCCCACCUUCUAACAGACUUUGCUAGCUUUAUGAUAUCGCUGUUCUCGCUAUGGGUGUCCAGCAGACCAGCUACAAGACGAAUGCCGUUCGGCUGGUACCGUGCGGAAGUAAUAGGUGCAUUAACAUCGGUGCUCCUGAUCUGGGUGGUGACGGGAGUGUUGGUGUACAUGGCGGUGCAGCGCGUCAUAUACAAAGAGUUCGAGAUCAACGCCACUGUCAUGCUCAUCACCUCCGCUGUUGGAGUCGCCGUCAACCUAAUUAUGGGCCUGACGCUGCACCAGCACGGCCACAGCCACGGCGGGGGCGGACACGGACACUCGCACGGAGGGAACAACCCCGUACUUAAUAAUAAGGAGCGCGCGGACUCUGACGCGGAGAGCGCGGCGUCAGCGCACGCGCACGCGCAGGAGAACAUCAACGUGCGCGCCGCCUUCAUACACGUGCUCGGGGACUUCCUGCAGAGCUUCGGAGUACUCAUCGCCGCCAUCGUCAUAUACUUCCAGCCGAGCUGGAGUCUAGUGGAUCCAAUCUGCACGUUCCUGUUCUCCGUGCUGGUACUCAUCACCACCUUCAACAUCAUCAAGGACGCACUCCUCGUACUCAUGGAGGGAUCACCUAGAGGCGUGGACUUCCAGGAGGUAGCCAAUACGUUCCUGUCGCUGCCCGGCGUGGUCCGCGUCCACAACCUGCGCAUGUGGGCACUCUCACUCGACAAGACUGCACUCUCCGCGCAUCUAGCCAUACGUACCGGAGUGAGUCCACAGAAGGUAUUAGAAGAAGCGACCAGGUUGGUACACGACAAGUAUAACUUCUUCGAGAUGACGCUGCAGAUAGAGGAGUUCAACGACGGCAUGGAGGACUGCAGCCAGUGCAAGAUGCCACAGACUUAAGACAUAUUACUUCUAUGUACAGACUCACAUCAAAAUACCACAAACUAUCACUUUAUCACAUAGUUUGAAAAGUAAAUCUGUCAUGUUUUAAAUGGUCAAUUAAUUUUGGUUCUUGCAGCGAAGAAAUGUGUUAGAGACUUUGAGAUAUGACAGUUUGAGAUAUAUUGAUGUGCUGUCUAAACGUAUUUUGAGAUACAUCACGUGGUUUGGUUUACUACCAAAGACAUUUCGGACCAGCUUCAUAAGAUUUAACGGCCUUGAAUGCCUUCUAUAAAUAUUUGUUGUAUGAAUUUAAGGUGCCUUAUCGAUUAUUUUAAACUAAUAUCCUAAUAAUUAAAAAGUGAGCCAAACCACGCAUGGGCCUUCAGCAAGGUUCAAGGAAAUGCAAUUACACUGCUGCCGCGUAAGGAUAAAAUCAACAAAAUGUAUUUGAGAAUUACGAACCUCCCUAAGAGUACACCCCUUGAAAUGAUAUUUUU
Messenger RNA from Spodoptera littoralis (African cotton leafworm), 1697 nucleotides. The record is from the annotation of a GenBank genome assembly. NCBI's taxonomy places the organism in Eukaryota, Metazoa, Arthropoda, Insecta, Lepidoptera, Noctuidae.